UCAAAUUUAAAGAAAAAAGAAAGAAGAAAGGAAACAAACAGCUGCUAUAAUAUUCUACCAAAAUGGAUAUCAAAACCUGUAGUAGUACUCUUCCUCUAUACGAAAGAAUUUCUCGAAAAAAUGUCGUGAAGAACUUUUUCGAAAUCAUAAUCUUCUUUCUUCUCCUCCCUCUCCCCGUUUAUCGCAUCAUCUUUCUACGUGACCAUACGGUUGAUUCCUCUUACUGGCUCCUUGCCUUCCUAUGCGAGCUUUGGUUUACUUUCUAUUGGGUCAUCUUGAUCAGCACCAAAUGGAACCCUGUAGAAUACAAAACCCACCCUGAUCGCCUCUUGCAAUGGGUUGAUGAGCUUCCUUCAGUGGACAUGUUUGUGACAACGGCGGAUCCAGAACUAGAACCACCGAUAAUCACUAUAAACACGGUUUUAUCAUUGUUAGCAGUGGAUUAUCCAGCUUCCAAGCUGGCUUGCUACGUGUCCGACGACGGAUGUUCUCCGAUCAUCCUCUACUCUCUCAUGGAAGCAUCAAAUUUUGCGAAGCUUUGGGUUCCAUUUUGUAAGAAGCACAAUGUUAAACUUAGAGCACCUUUCAGAUAUUUCAGCAGUGAGUCUUUGCCUUUAGGUCAUGAGUAUUCAAGGGAAUUUCAACGGGAGUGGAAAGCUAUGAAGGAUGAGUACGAACAACUUAGCCGUAAAAUUAUUGGAGCAGUUGUCGAAAAAGCAUCACUUCCAUGCGAUCUUGUCAAGGACUUUGAAGUUUUCUUAAACAUAGAAAGGAUAAAUCAUCCAACCAUAAUCAAGGUUAUAUGGGAGAACAAACGAGGUAUUGCAGAUGAAAUGCCACAUUUAGUUUAUAUAUCCAGAGAAAAGCGUCCAACGCAUCCACAUCAUUACAAAGCCGGUGCCAUGAAUGUUUUGGCCAGGGUUUCAGGAUUGAUGACAAAUGCCCCAUUCAUGUUGAACGUAGACUGUGACAUGUUUGUCAACAAUCCAAAGACAGUUCUUCACGCAAUGUGCUUGUUGCUUGGUCCUAAGAAUGAAAAGGAAGUCGCAUUUUGUCAGUGUCCUCAGGUCUUCUAUGAUGGGCUCAAGGAUGACCCUUUUGGAAAUCAAUUGGUCGUUUUGUUUGAGUAUUUGGCGAAGGGGGUGGCAGGAAUUCAAGGGCCAUUUUACUCAGGAACAGGAUGUUUCCACAGACGAAAAGUCAUAUACGGCUUGUCGCCGGAUGAUAUAGAAAACAAUACUAAUGGAAAGUUAGCUAAGGAUCACAAGUUACUCCAAAUUAGUUUUGGAAGCUCAAAGGAUUUUGUUACGGCAGUUGCCGACGCUUUUAAAGGAGAAAAGACAGAAUUUGCCAAGAGUCUUGAGAAUUCUUUAGAGGCUGCUAACCAAGUAGCAGCUUGUGGGUACGAGAGUGGUACUGAUUGGGGUAAGAAGGUUGGCUGGAUAUAUGGAUCAACAACGGAAGAUAUCAACACUAGUCUAAUUAUCCAUAGGAAGGGCUGGAGAACUGUCCUUAGUUGGCCGGAUCCGCCGGCCUUUCUAGGAUGCGCUCCCACAAGUGGACCCACUGCCAUGACCCAACAGAAAAGGUGGGCCACAGGCCUUCUAGAAAUCCUAGUCAGCAAAAAUUGUCCCAUAUUUUUCACCCUAUUUGGCAAGCUUCAGCUCAGGCAGGGCUUGGCCUAUUUGUGGAUCCUCUGUUGGGGAUUACGCUCUAUUCCUGAGUUGUGUUAUGCUGCUCUACUUGCGUAUUCUAUCAUCACUAAUUCCCCUUUCUUGCCUUUCUUGCCUAAGAGCCAAGAACCGGCCUUCUACAUACCAAUUGCGCUCUUUGUCAUCUACAACCUCUACACACUGUCAGAGUAUUUUGCCACCGGUCAGUCCAUCCGAGCAUGGUGGAAUAAUCAGAAAAUGAGAAUAGUAACUUCAAUGAGUGCUUGGGUUCUUGGAGUAGUUAGCGUGGCACUAAAGAUUCUGGGAAUUUCAGAGACAGUAUUUGAAGUCACCAAGAAAGACCAAUCUACUUCAAGUAGUAGUUCCAAUGACACGGACGGCGAUGCUGGUAGAUUCACCUUCGACGAGUCCCCGAUUUUCGUGCCGGUUACUACCCUUUUGUUGGUCCAAUUGAUGGCGCUGGCUAUGGUCGUUUUUGGUAUGCAACCGCGAGCUCGUGGUGGGCAUGGCUCAGGCAUUUUGGACGUUCUUUGCAGUGCGUGGUUGGUGUUAUGCUUGUGGCCUGUUCUGAAAGGGUUGUUUGGUAAAGGGAAAUACGGCAUUCCCUUAUCCACCCUUUGUAAGUCUACCGCUUUGGCUUUGCUUUUUGUUGUCUGGUGCAGAAGGACCACAAUGAGUUGAUGAAAAUGUUUGUCGAUGGAACUACAUAAUAUGAGACCUGCUCCGGUAUGCUAACAUAUUGAUGGGGCAAAAUUACAUGUCUAUUGGAUCUGUACGCAGUUUCAACGGUUAGAAAAACCUGAUCUAUACCGGUACGUCAGGCGUAAUCUCCCGCAUAAUAUUUGUGAUUUCCAUGCAUUAUGUAAUUCGUGAAUUCGUGAGUGGUUUUUACUCCAAAAAUAAAUUAAGUCUUCAUUUAUUACUAGAGAUGAGGUUUUUAGAAGUUGUAAGCCACAUUUGAAUAAGUGCCUGGACUACAUAUUAAGCUCUUGCUCUUAUAACGAGUCUA
Morus notabilis is the source of this 2682-nucleotide messenger RNA. RefSeq names its product cellulose synthase-like protein H1. Gene Ontology annotation, molecular function: cellulose synthase (UDP-forming) activity; mannan synthase activity. Gene Ontology annotation, cellular component: plasma membrane; trans-Golgi network. The coding region runs from base 63 to 2354 and encodes 763 amino acids. The record is from RefSeq and is a predicted model, not a curated record. The transcript is spliced from 9 exons. Lineage: Eukaryota; Viridiplantae; Streptophyta; Magnoliopsida; Rosales; Moraceae. Gene Ontology annotation, biological process: cellulose biosynthetic process; plant-type primary cell wall biogenesis.